Molecule: messenger RNA, 261 nt
Organism: Staurois parvus
Lineage: Eukaryota; Metazoa; Chordata; Amphibia; Anura; Ranidae
Source: the annotation of a GenBank genome assembly
GCCAAUCAGUGCCACCUAUCAGUACUGCCAAUCAGUGCUACCUAUCAGUGCCAGUCAGUGCCGCCUAUCAGUGCCAGUCAGUGCCGCCUACCAGUGCGCAUCAGUGCUGCCUAUCAGUGCCAGUCAGUGCCGCCUAACAGUGCCAGCCAGUGCCACCUAUCAGUGCCAGUCAUCAGUGCCGCCUAUCAGUGCUGCCUAUCAGUGCCAUGUAUCAGUGCUGCCUUUCAGUGCCCAUCAGUGAUGCCUGUCAAUGCCCAUCAG